Messenger RNA from Plasmodium yoelii, 387 nucleotides. Its product is annotated as conserved protein, unknown function. The record is from RefSeq and is a predicted model, not a curated record. Lineage: Eukaryota; Apicomplexa; Aconoidasida; Haemosporida; Plasmodiidae. The transcript has a single exon. Bases 1 to 387 code for a protein of 128 amino acids.
AUGAUUUGCUUUAUAGUUAAAUUAUUAAUUUUUAUAGCCGCUUAUAUAGUACCUAGUGGGAUGGCAUUUCAUGGGAUGAAGAAUAAAAGAUAUGAUAUGGUAGAAUAUUAUUUAAAAUAUAUUUAUUUUUUUAUUAUAUUUGAACAUCUAAUAACACCAACAUUCGGAAGGUUUAUUUCAGGAAUAAAUUGUUUUAUUUGGGGAAUAAUACAUUUAUCACUUUAUGUUGUUUUAAUUAUUCCAAAAUUUAAUUAUUUAAAUAAUAUUUAUGAAAAAGUAGCUAAAAUAAAUGGUGAUAAUAAUAUUAGCUUUUAUUUCAAUAAUUAUGUUAUUUCCCCUUUAAAUAUGAAAGCUAAUGCAAUUAUAAAAAAGUUAAAGACAUUAUAA